ACAACAACAACAACAACAAACAUCUGGCAACAACUCCAACCUGUUUAGUAUUGACAUUACAACUGAUGAAAUCAAAAACCAUGAUCCCAAGUCUCUGAUGAAGGCUAGUGAAACAUUGGCAUUCUUGGUGAGAGAUGCUGUGCAUGUUACUCCACAUAACUUUGAGAGCUGUGUACAUACUAUUCGCACAUUUGUGGAGGCAAGCAUAAAUGGAGGCCAUCAGAAGCAUCCCAAAAAACACUCUCAUCAUGAAAAAGGCAAACAUAAGCAUGGUAAAAGGAAGUCUACCAAGAUGAAGAAAUCUAAAUCAUCACCUAGCAACAUACAAAUGGACUCUGAUGAAGAGGAUGAGGGGGAGGGGAUUGUUGCUAGCUACCAUUCUCUCUCAAUUCAGCUUCUAGAUCUAAUGCACACAUUACAUACUAGAGCUGCACAGAUCUACAGAGAUUGGGCAGAGGAGGAGAAAAAUCAAGAACAGCAAGAUGAAGUUAUAGACGCUGGAACUAGUGCAUUAUGGGUAAAAUGCUGGUGUCCCCUAUUACAAUGUAUAGCAAGGCUGUGUUGUGACACUAGAAGACAAGUAAGAAGUCAAGCAUUAACAUAUCUCCAACGUGCGUUACUGGUGCAUGACCUACAAACAUUAUCUGCUGUAGAAUGGGAAGCAUGCUUUAAUAAGGUCUUAUUUCCAUUACUUCACAAACUGCUAGGCACAAUUAACCCUCAGGAUCCCAAUGGCAUAGAGGAAACCAGGAUGAGAGCUUCAACUUUACUUUGCAAGGUGUUUCUGCAACAUCUGUCACCUCUGCUGUCUCUCUCCACAUUUACAGCUCUCUGGUUAACCAUACUGGACUUUAUGGACAAAUACAUGCAUGCAGACAGAAGUGACCUCUUGUGUGAAGCCAUUCCUGAGUCUCUAAAGAACAUGCUCCUGGUAAUGCACACAGCAGGAAUACUGGAAGGAGAGGAGUCCCAGCUCUGGAAGCUCACCUGGGAUAGAAUAGACAGCUUCUUACCUCAGCUCAGAGAGGAGGUCUUCAGACCCCAUCAAGCCCCAGACACACGUAAGAUGCAACCAGGUACAGUUGAAGAUCCCAGUUCUUUAGAAAGUCCAGAUACACCAGCCCAGACAACACAGCCCUCUGGGAGUACCCAGGCUCUCCCUCCCCCUGUUGUGAAGCCAGUAGUUAACACCCAGGUGGUCUCUCCAGCAAGGCCUGAAUCACCUGACACUGUCAUUGAAAUAGGCAUGCCUGAUGAUUCUGACUCGUCGCGUCCAGAGAGCCCUCUAAACCAGGAGGUGACAGCCCCUCAGCAGCAGUACAUUCUUCACCCCCCUCUGCCUGACACCCCCAGUAAACUACCAAGUGUACAUGGUGUUGACUCACCUACUGUUCCCAUUCUAUUGAAUCCUGACAUCAUACAAGGAGGACCUAUGCCUAUUAUAUCUCCACAGGGAAGUGCAGAUGAGUUGAUGAGUGAACCAACAUCGCAGUAAAGAGUUUAGUUGGAAACAUAUCCUUCUCUUCAAUUCUCUUCAUCAAGAUAUUCAUCAGAUCAGGCUAAACAUCGAUUUUGCUUUAAACAGAGAGACAUUUCCACUACAUUAUGCUAUAAUUUAUUUCCAAGUACACUUAUACUGAGACUUGUCUGCAAAUGACUUCAGAAUGCAACUCUUCACAUAAUAAAAAAUACAAGAUAAUAAACUAGGAGUGAAUUGACUUUUGGAGAAAGCUAGCCAGCUAAUUCACUCUAGGAUACCAUUGCAAUUGGAUAUUGAUUCUUGAAAAGUUGUAAGGAUUGUUGAGAUGCUGUCCAGAUUUAUGUUUUCUUAUAUUUAAUGGGAAUUAUUAUAUACUGUAGUCAAUGGGGUGAAACAUGCUACCGGGGUUCAGUAAUUGGAUUACAAAGCAUUUGUGUGAUGCUUACAAAUGGGUGUAAUGAUUACAAAGCAUUUGUGU
Owenia fusiformis is the source of this 1958-nucleotide messenger RNA. NCBI's taxonomy places the organism in Eukaryota, Metazoa, Annelida, Polychaeta, Sabellida, Oweniidae. The record is from the annotation of a GenBank genome assembly.